AUGGCAUAUCUGCCUUCAGGAUUGACAGGAGAGAUAUAUGUGAUUGCACCAGACGAUAGUUGCGAGGAUCGAUCUGACGAGCUUACCUGUCGGGCGCGGCUCCGAGAGUUCCUGUAUCUUGACCCGCUAAAUCCUUGCCCACACACCAGCGUCUUCCUGAUGCUUGAAGAAGACGACGAUAAUGAUGACGCCGCACCCAUCCAUGAGGCUGUCAGAGCAGAACUCGACCAAAAUCGAGCCCAGGCCUCGACACCAAGACGUGUCUUACUAUGGCAGACGCGGGAUGUAUCGCCUCCGCCAUCCAUCGAUGUCCGAUCUGAGGAAGACAAGAAGCUCACACCGCCGUUCGUUAAAAAGUUAUGGAUGUUGCGGCUCCAACGCCGGAAGGUCUCGAUCCGGAAUACUUAUCCCGGAGUCUUCACGGUUGCCCAUCUCGUCGCUGAUCCCGGGCUUCCUGGCUUCCUACCACGCUCUCCCCAUCUCUGUGACGAUCCAUCUGAACGGGGAGCGCGCUCGGUGGUUUGGGGUGUGGCAAACACCGGUUUCGAAGUUCUUGUUACUUGA
Messenger RNA from Endocarpon pusillum Z07020, 564 nucleotides. RefSeq lists its product as uncharacterized. Bases 1 to 564 code for a protein of 187 amino acids. Lineage: Eukaryota; Fungi; Ascomycota; Eurotiomycetes; Verrucariales; Verrucariaceae. The record is from RefSeq and is a predicted model, not a curated record. The transcript is spliced from 2 exons.